UUGUCAGAAGAUGCUGGUUUUGUCUCGGAACGAAUGCGGGUGAAAUAAAUGACUCUCUUCUUCUCCCAUCUGGAUCAUCACAGUUAAUCAAUAACUCCUCUGAGAAACCACUGACCUUUUGAUAGCUGAUGGCAACCAGUUGUAGCUACUAUGCAUUUCCCCUGAUGAUCAGUUGCACUGCUGAAAGCAGGCCUCCAAGAUUUGGUCUCCCAAAACCCUCUACCUCAUCAUCAUCAUCUGCUGCUUGUAAGGUCAUGAAACUGAUCCCCUAUCAUCGCCAGAUUUCGACUAUAAUGGAUCUUCCAAUUAAGGAGAUUGCAGGGAAAUUAUUAGAGGCUUUGGUUGAUCACGUGUUUGAAUUUGUCGACCAACCCUACCUCCCAUCUCAGAGCAACUUCGCUCCAGUAGACGAGAUCGGAGAACCCGUCCGAGCGACCCUAGUCCAUGGCAGCAUCCCUCAUGAUCUCCCAGAGGGUGUAUACAUUAGAACCGGCUCGAAUCCUCUUCAUGGAGUACAAAAAUCGGCAGUUUCGAUAUUUGGAAAGUCGAGCCAUGUUUGGGUAGAGGGAGAAGGAAUGAUUCAUGCACUCUACUUCAACAAAGACAGUAGUGAUGGAGGCUGGACAACCUUUUACAACAACAAAUAUGUCUCCACAGACACAUUUGAACUAGAAAAGGAAAAGAAGAAGCCUGUUUUUCUUCCCGCUACGGAAGGGGAUCCCCCUGCUGUUCUCUCAGCUUUCCUUCUCAACCUGAUGAGGUUUGGCGUGGCUAACAAGAACAUGAGCAAUACCAACGUUUUCGAACACGCCGGAAAGCACUACACGAUCUCGGAGAAUGAUGUUGCUCCUUAUGAGAUCGACAUUCGUAACCUUGAAACUAUAGGCACUUGGGAUGAGAUUGCUGACUCCUGGAAUCGUCCAUUCACCAGUCACCCUAAGAAAGCGCCAAGGACUGGUGAGCUUGUAACAAUUGGGAUUGACGCGAAAAACCCUUAUUUGGUAUUGGGAGUCAUCUCAGCUGAUGGUAAAAAGCUAAUACAUAAAGUUGAUUUGAGAUUUAAAAGGAGCAUCUUGUGCCAUGAGAUGGGGGUCACCCAAAGGUAUAAUAUUAUACCAGAUUUUCCCACGAUUAUAGACUUAAAUCGACUGUUAAGGGGAGGCUCGUUAAUAAGAUAUGAAAAGGAAGAAUAUGCAAGAAUCGGAGUAAUGCCUCGUUACGGUGAAGUUGAUUCCGUGCGGUGGUUUGAAGUGAAGCCAUGUUGCGCAUUUCACAUCAUCAAUUGUUACGAGGAAGAUGAUGAGGUUGUGGUAAUGGGAUGUAGAGCUCAAGAUUCGAUCAUUCCAGGGCCUGAUUUGGGGAAGGACAAAUUGGAGUGGUUCUCAAGAGGAUUUAAGAAGGUAGAUUCAUACGAUGAUCAUAGUAAUAUGGAAGAAGGGUUUCUUUUUGCUCGUCCUUACGAGUGGAGACUGAAUAUGAAAACGGGACAAGUGAAAGAGAGGUAUCUGGUGGGCCUUCAAUUCUCAAUGGAUUUCCCUAUCAUAAAUCACAAUUUUACAGGACUCAAAACUAAGUAUGCGUACACUCAACUUGUUCAUUCCCAUGCUAGUUCUGCUGCAGGCAUGGUCAAGUAUGGAGGGCUGGCUAAACUAUGUUUGCAAGACAACAAUGUCCAAUUCUUAGAGGGAACGCAAAAUGGUGAGGGUAGUGGAGAAGAGUAUAGAAAGAUUGAAUACCACAUGUUUCCAGAAAAUACCUUCUGCACGGGAGCUUCAUUCGUGGCCAAACAAGGAUCUGUAGACGAAGACGAUGGCUGGCUCAUCACUUUUGUACACAAUGAGGACACCAACACAUCCGAGGUAUACAUAGUUGAUGCAAAGAAGAUUUCAAGUGAGGCAGUUGCCAAAAUUAGAUUGCCAUGCAGGGUGCCUUAUGGAUUUCAUGGAGCCUACAUGCAUGCCUCUUAAACAUGCUUCCUCAAUUAUCAACAUUGCUUUCAAUUUCAUAUAUUUGUUCUUCAUUUUCUAUGCUGAAGCAGAUUGUACAAUCUUCUAAUUAAUUACAACAAAAUUAAUAAAUUAGCUCCUAAAGUGUGAGCUUAAUGUAA
This is a messenger RNA of Sesamum indicum (sesame), 2107 nucleotides long. Its product is annotated as carotenoid 9,10(9',10')-cleavage dioxygenase 1. Gene Ontology annotation, biological process: carotene catabolic process. NCBI's taxonomy places the organism in Eukaryota, Viridiplantae, Streptophyta, Magnoliopsida, Lamiales, Pedaliaceae. Gene Ontology annotation, molecular function: carotenoid dioxygenase activity. The record is from RefSeq and is a predicted model, not a curated record. Gene Ontology annotation, cellular component: chloroplast stroma.